Molecule: messenger RNA, 987 nt
Organism: Lotus japonicus
Lineage: Eukaryota; Viridiplantae; Streptophyta; Magnoliopsida; Fabales; Fabaceae
Exons: 1
Coding region: 1-987 (328 amino acids)
Molecular function (GO): zinc ion binding; nucleic acid binding
Source: RefSeq, a predicted model, not a curated record
AUGAAAAUGAAGCUAGCGGGUGUGUGGAGGCUUGAUGGGGACUUUGAGCUCCUGGAUGUGGGAAAUGGAUUCUUCAUGGUAAAGUUCGACAUAAAGGAGGAUAGAGAUAAAGUGAUUGGAGGGGGGCCUUGGAGGAUUUUUGAUCACUACAUAGCGGUCUCGAUGUGGAAUCAUGCGUUCGUAUCACCAGCUGCAAAGGUAGAUAGAACCCUAGCAUGGAUUCGGAUACCAGGCCUAAACGUUGCAUUCUAUGAUGAAAGCUUCCUCAUGUUAGUCACCCAAGUGAUAGGUACACCAAUCAGGGUGGACAUCAAUACCUUACAAGGGGACCGAGGCCGUUUUGCAAGAAUAUGUGUGGAGCUAGAUUUGACCAAGCCAAUCUUUGGUAAGAUCAUGAUUGAAGACUUUUGGUAUAACAUCGAGUACGAAGGCCUGCACAUCAUCUGUACUAAGUGUGGAUGCUAUGGGCAUAGGAGUAGAGAGUGCAUCAAGCCAGCAAGUGUGGUACUGAAAUCCCAACUUAAAGAAGGUGGGGGUGGGGAAUCUACUAUGGCAUCGCCGGAGAAUUUGGCGUCCGCGACGGAAAGUACCCCACCUGAGAGCUCAUCACCAGAUCCACCGACGGAAGGGUCGCCGAUGCAAAGUGGUAACGAGGAUAUGGAAAUGGAAACUGCGACAAACCUGGAAACCAACGAGAUUGGUGGAGCGGUUACGGAAUCAGAACCUAGGGUAGUUAAUGCUAAUUUGAAAAUCCCCCUAAAAGCGAUGCCACCUGUCCAGAUUCCAGAAGAAGUAUUUAGGGAUUGGAUGACGGUUUCCAAACGGAAAUCAAGAGUUGGGAAUCCGGGAGGAAAGAGAACAGGAGAAACUCAAACGGUCGUUGUCAAGGGAAAAGCGUGCAAAGGCUUAAAUGCCAAUGAUGGGGUAAUGAAAACAAAGAAGAAACUUGUUGACAAAGUUGCGGGGGGGGGGGGCAACCGUAACUAA